GUUUGGUGGUCACGUGAUCACGAUCGACAUUGGGAAGUUUGUGGCCACGAGGUUUUGAUCCUCGAAAAUUAUUUAUUUGAUAUUGAGGGACUGUCGGCCGGCAAGAUUUCCGAUCGAAAAUGCCCUCCAGCAAUCCGCUACCACCCAAAGAAAAUGCACUUUUUAAAAGAAUCUUGAAAUGUUACGAACACAAAUUAUACAAAAAUGGGUUGAAAUUUGCCAAGCAAAUCUUGACAAAUCCAAAAUUUUCGGAGCAUGGAGAAACCUUGGCUAUGAAGGGCUUGACCCUGAAUUGCCUAGGAAGAAAAGAAGAAGCUUAUGAAUAUGUCAGAAGGGGUCUUAGGAAUGAUCUUAAGUCUCAUGUUUGUUGGCAUGUAUAUGGAUUACUGCAGAGGUCGGAUAAAAAGUAUGAUGAGGCUAUCAAGUGUUAUAGGAAUGCCCUUAAAUGGGAAAAGGACAAUUUACAAAUUCUUCGGGACCUCUCCUUACUGCAGAUACAAAUGCGUGAUUUGGAAGGUUAUAGGGAUACAAGGUAUCAACUUCUGAUGCUUAGACCAACACAAAGGGUUUCCUGGAUAGGCUAUGCCAUGUCUUUCCAUCUGCUGGAGGACUACAAAAAUGCCUUGAGUAUAUUGGCAACCUUUUUGGAUCAACCACAACAACCUAGCAACUUUGACUAUGAACACAGUGAGUUGCUGCUAUACCAGAACAUGGUUAUCCAGGAGUCUGGGGAUCUUAAAGGUGCUUUGAAGCAUCUUGAGACUGCGCAAGAUCAGAUUGUUGACAAGUUGACACUGAAAGAGAAUCUUGGUGAACUCAACCUUAAAUUAAAACAGUUUGAUAAGGCUGCAGAAUAUUAUGAGCAGCUUAUUCAGCGAAAUCCUGAGAACACAAUGUACUACAAGAAAUUAAUAGAAGCCAAACAGUUACAAACAUCAGAGGAAAUAGUAGAAUUUUAUCUGCAAUAUUCAGAAAAAUUCCCUCGAGCAAAUCCACCUAGAAGGUUACCCCUAAAUUAUGCAACUGGUGACAAGUUUAGGAAUCUGGUGGAUAAAUACAUGAGGCGGGCUUUAACAAAAGGAGUGCCACCAUUAUUUGUGGACCUCAGAGGUCUUUAUGGGGACAAGAAUAAAGUAGAAGUGAUUGAGGAGUUGCAGUUGAAGUAUGUUGAUGCUCUCAAAAAGUGGUCCAAAUUCAGUGAAUCGGAAGUAAAUAAUGGUCCUAAAGAGCCUGUAAGUGCUUUGUUAUGGGUCUAUUACUAUUUGGCGCAACACUACGACUACCUGAAACAGACUGAAAAGGCGUUAAGUUAUAUUGACGCCGCCAUUGAACAUACACCUACCUUGAUAGAGCUAUUUAUCGCUAAAGGAAGGAUAUAUAAGCACGCUGGCGACCCGAUGGAAGCGUGCUCGUGGCUGGACGAAGCUCAGGCGCUGGACACAGCCGACCGAUACGUGAACAGCAAAUGCGCCAAAUACAUGUUGCGGGCCGACAGGGUGCGCGACGCCGAAGCCAGUUGCGCCAAAUUCACGAGAGAUGGCGUGCCAGCCAUGGAGAAUCUGAACGAAAUGCAAUGCAUGUGGUUCCAGACUGAGUGCGCGCUCGCGUUCCAACGGCUCGGCAAGUACGGGGAGGCGUUGAAGAAGUGCCACGAGGUCGACAGGCACUUCAGCGAGAUAAUCGAGGACCAAUUCGAUUUUCACACGUACUGCACGAGGAAGAUGACGUUACGGUCAUACGUCGGCCUUCUGCGAUUGGAGGACGUCCUCAGAGGGCAUCCGUUCUAUUUCAAGGCCGCCAGAUGCGCCAUCGAAGUCUACCUCAAGCUGUUCGACGACCCGCUCAAGGACGAGAGCGCGGAGCAAGAGUUGAACACAGGUUAG
This is a messenger RNA of Acanthoscelides obtectus, 1883 nucleotides long. The record is from the annotation of a GenBank genome assembly. Lineage: Eukaryota; Metazoa; Arthropoda; Insecta; Coleoptera; Chrysomelidae.